This is a messenger RNA of Momordica charantia (bitter melon), 1209 nucleotides long. Lineage: Eukaryota; Viridiplantae; Streptophyta; Magnoliopsida; Cucurbitales; Cucurbitaceae. The record is from RefSeq and is a predicted model, not a curated record.
CGAACCCUUAGACAUUGCAGUCGCCCAACAGCACUAGUCCCUUCCUCUCUCCCUCCGUUCGUUGGUUCUCAGAUUCCGCCAUGGCGACUGGAGCUGCACCGCCGCGCCAACUCUCGCAGAAGGAGGCCGACAUUCAGAUGAUGUUGGCCGCCGAGGUUCAUCUUGGCACAAAAAACUCAGAUUUCCAAAUGGAACGAUACAUUUUCAAGCGCCGCAAUGAUGGAAUCUACAUCAUUAACCUUGGUAAGACUUGGGAGAAACUUCAGCUGGCUGCUAGAGUUAUUGUGGCUAUCGAGAAUCCUCAAGAUAUCAUUGUUCAGUCUGCUAGGCCUUAUGGUCAGAGGGCUGUUUUGAAGUUUGCUCAGUACACUGGUGCUCAUGCAAUAGCUGGGAGGCACACUCCUGGAACGUUCACCAACCAGCUUCAGACCUCAUUCAAUGAACCGCGUCUUCUUAUACUUACUGAUCCUAGAACUGAUCAUCAGCCAAUUAAGGAGGCUGCCCUUGGGAACAUUCCUACGAUUGCCUUUUGUGACACCGACUCCCCAAUGCGAUAUGUUGAUAUUGGAAUUCCGGCUAACAACAAGGGGAAACACAGCAUAGGAUGUCUGUUCUGGCUUUUGGCAAGGAUGGUUCUACAAAUGCGUGGAACAAUUCGUGCUGGGCACAAAUGGGAUGUGAUGGUGGAUUUGUUUUUCUACCGUGAGCCUGAGGAGGCUAAGGAGCAAGAAGAGGAAGAGGCUGCUGCGCCCCCGGAUUAUGGCAUUGCAGACUUUGGUGCUGCUCCACUUGUUGCCUCAGAUCAAUGGGCUGGACAAAUUCCUGAUGCUCAGUGGGGUGCCCCAGAUGUGGUUGUCUGCUUCGGGGGCGGCAGAUGGAUGGGAUGCUCCAGUAGUACCACCACCAGCACCUGCUGUUGACAGUGCAGCACCGCCCGCCGCGAGUUGGUUUUGAGAGAAAGGAUCCUUACGAAUCUGUACUCGAAUGGAUUAAUUAUUGUGAGUUUGCUUGUUUAUUUAGGAAUGCCAUCUUUCUUUUUUGGUUGGAAAAAUCUGACUCUCAGGUACCUUUUUUUCUUAGCCCAGUUUUAAAUUUUGAAAAUUGAUUUUUUCGACUUCAUUASAAGUGUAUACCAUCGGUAUCACGGUAGAAUUAUUUUUGGAAUAUAUGAGAAAUUACGCAGCUAAGUAUAAUAGACAUACAUUCAUA